GGAGUGAAUCUCAAUAAGUAUUAGCUUAUAAUGAAUUUCUCACUAUUGUUGUUAAUAUUAAUACAAAUACUUAGUGUUAAGUGUACCGUGAUCAUAAAUGGACCAGACAAUAACGUGAUUAACAAGUGCAAUUUAGAUCCGGCAUUAAUUGCAGAAAUAGCUUCAUACAAAAAUACAACAGAAUUCAUCAUAAAUGAAAUAACACAGAAAUGGGGAACGAAAUUUUUUUCACAAUUUAAACAAUUUAUUGACAUAUUCGGUGCACGUCCUUCGGGAAGUAAAAUUCUGGAAGAAGCUAUAGAUCACAUGAUAGACUUAGCAUUAAAAAACGGUCUAGAUGGAGUCACCACUGAAGAUGUGAAUGUACCACAUUGGGUUCGAGGAGAAGAAUCAGCUGUAAUGAUUAGUCCCAGACGUAAAAAUAUUGCUAUACUCGGUUUUGGUACCAGCAUCUGCACACCGCCACAAGGUAUUACAGCUAAAGUUAUAGUAGUCAGAAGUUUUGAAGACCUAAAUACCAUAAACGAAAGUCAAAUAAGAGGAAAAAUUGUUGUGUUUGAUCCACCUUUCAUUUCAUAUGGAAAAACAGUAAUCUAUAGAACUCAAGGAGCAACUAGAGCAGCUGAGAAAGGGGCUCUGGCAACACUAGUGAGAAGUGUAACGCCAUUUUCUCUAUACACUCUACAUACGGGUUCACAAUAUUAUGGGGAAAACGUAACAAAGAUACCAACAGCAGCUAUAACCCAUGAAGAUGCAGACCUAAUGCGCAGUUUACAAACGGCUGGAAAAGAAAUUACUCUAACAAUAAAAAUGUUCAAUACCUUUGAUAUGAAAAUUUCCCGGAAUACUAUACUCGAUCUCAAAGGAUCCGAAGAUCCUCGCAAAUUUGUAAUUGUGUCUGGACAUAUCGAUAGUUGGGAUGUUGGGCAAGGUGCAAUGGAUGACGGUGGUGGCAUGAUGAUAAGCUGGUUCGUGCCCGUUAUAUUGAAAUACUUUAAAAUUACUCCCAGAAGGACCAUAAGGAGCAUUUUGUGGACUGCAGAAGAACCCGGGUUGGUUGGUGCUGCAGCGUAUUUAAAAGCACAUGAGAAUGAGCUUAUGAAUAUUACGUUUAUCAUGGAAUCUGAUGAAGGUACGUUUGCCCCAUUGGGUUUAGACAUAGCUGGAACACCAGAAGCCCGGUGUGUUAUACAAGAGAUAUUGAAACUAUUCUCUCCUAUUGAUAAAAUAACCGAAAGUGGUAGUCCAGGCUCAGAUAUUACAAUGUUUAUAAAAAAAGGUGUACCUGGUGCAUCUUUGCUUAAUGCGAAUCAACGGUAUUUCUGGUACCAUCACAGCGAGGCAGACACCAUUAGUGUUCAAAAUGAGAUCGACAUGACUAAUUGUGCAGCAUUUUGGACGGCCGUGUCGUUUGUUAUAGCUGACCUCUCUAUAGACAUACCUCGUUGAAAUUUAAUUAAAAUUUAUCAAUGCGUGAUACCAGCAAAUUUUACCGCAGUUAACAUCACACAAGGCCCCCU
Messenger RNA from Hyposmocoma kahamanoa, 1520 nucleotides. Its product is annotated as carboxypeptidase Q-like. Lineage: Eukaryota; Metazoa; Arthropoda; Insecta; Lepidoptera; Cosmopterigidae. The record is from RefSeq and is a predicted model, not a curated record. Bases 31 to 1449 code for a protein of 472 amino acids. Gene Ontology annotation, biological process: peptide catabolic process; proteolysis. Gene Ontology annotation, molecular function: metallodipeptidase activity. The transcript is spliced from 3 exons.